Messenger RNA from Dacryopinax primogenitus, 1007 nucleotides. RefSeq lists its product as uncharacterized. Lineage: Eukaryota; Fungi; Basidiomycota; Dacrymycetes; Dacrymycetales; Dacrymycetaceae. Bases 159 to 1007 code for a protein of 282 amino acids. The transcript is spliced from 2 exons. The record is from RefSeq and is a predicted model, not a curated record. Gene Ontology annotation, biological process: phospholipid transport; mitochondrion organization. Gene Ontology annotation, cellular component: ERMES complex. Gene Ontology annotation, molecular function: lipid binding.
AUCUUACACAUUCCCCGCCACUGGUAUGGAGAUGAUCCUGGAGACUGUUCACAUCCCAGCACUUGUUCGGUCCUGAUCAUACAAAUGUCCGCAUGACGCGCUGCCGACUUUGACGAUCUACAUUGAACAACAUAUCACUUUCACAUCCCAUUCUCAAUAUGUCGGUUGAUCUUGACUGGUCGAAGCUAGAUGUCAAUCUGGCAGACUCUGUCCUGACUAUUCUCAAUAAUUACUUGGCUGGGAUGCCCCGUCCUGACUUCAUCGGUCCGAUAUCUGUCACUUCGUUGGAUUUCGGGACCAUGGCCCCAAAUAUGGAGCUCAUCGACGUGAAGGACGUGAACCCGGAGUUUCUGCAAAAUGAUGAAUUUCCGGAAACCACAAUGGAGCGCCUUUCUCCCAAACAAUUGGACGCUCGGUACCAACACUUGCCCUUUCAUGUUCGUCAAGGACCGGACGAGUUUGGUGCCCCGCCACCGCCUUCUCCGAAGGCCGACUGGACAUCAGAUCUCGAAAGGAAGGAAGCGGCAUCCCCGUCCUCGUUGUGGCCACCUCUCCAACUGCACUUCCAUCUGGCGUACCACUCGGACUUGCGACUGACAAUGACAACUUCCCUGCUGAUUAAUUAUCCCUCGCCUCUCUUUUUGUCGCUCCCUAUUAAACUUCACCUCACCAGCAUGCAGCUAAAUGCCGAAGUUAUCAUUGCAUUUGACUCCAUGAUGGGCAAACGAAGAUUGCAUUUCUGCUUGGUCGAAGAAUCAGACCCUUCAAUGAUGCAUCCUAGUCCCUCCGCGGAGCAUUUAGGUGCUCUCCCCACCCCGGAGAAACCUCCCCCUGUGGGCAUGAGGAUGUUGCCUCAGAUAGUUAUCGAAUCUGAAAUCGGAGAUGCCGAUAAACACGCCCUCAAGAACGUUUCACGAGUAGAGCGAUUUAUCCAGGAUGCAAUACGCAAUCUCAUUGUAGACGAGCUUGUAUUCCCAAAUUUUCAAACUAUUGUAUUUGACUACUAA